AUGGCUACUUCAGCCAUGAACCCAACAAACUUUUCUACCGAUCAAUCUGCUCUCCUUUCCUUAAAAUCUCAAAUCAUUUUGGACCCUUUUCACUUGUUGGAUGAAAGUUGGUCUCCAACUACUUCUGUUUGCCAUUGGGUCGGAGUCACUUGUGGUUCUCGCCACCAGAGAGUGAGAUCACUCAAUAUUUCCAAUAUGGCAUUAAUCGGAAAAAUUCCUUCUCAUAUCGGGAAUCUCACAUUUCUUGUUUCCCUCGACUUGAGUCACAACAACUUGUAUGGCAAUUUGCCUCAAGAAAUAGCACAUCUACGUCGAUUAAGGUUUCUUAAUUUGGGUGUUAAUAUGCUUAGCGGGGAGGUUCCUUCAUGGUUUGGGAACUUACACAAACUUCAAGUUCUGAAUCUUAGGAAUAAUAGUUUCAAUGGUUUCAUCCCCUCUCUAUUAUCUAAUAUUUCCGGGCUUCAAACUUUAAAUUUGAGAUUCAAUUCUUUAGGUGGUCAGAUACCAGAAAAGAUUGGCAAACUUCAAAACUUAAAGGAAUUAAAUAUAGAAGCUAAUCGACUUACAGGAUCUAUACCAUUCUCGAUCUUCAACAUUUCUGGAAUAAAGGUCAUUGCAUUGACAGAUAACACUUUAUCAGGAAAUCUUCCUCCUGAUAUGUGUGAUCGACAAUCAAUGUUGGAAGAGCUUUAUCUAAGUUUCAACGAGCUACGUGGUCAUAUGCCUCUAAGCUUGCCAAACUGUUUGAAACUUCAACUAUUGUCUUUAUCAGUGAACAAGUUUGAUGGACCUAUACAUAGUGAAAUUGGACAUUUAAGUGACCUACGUAUUUUGUAUCUCGGACAGAACCAAUUUGAAGGGACAAUUCCACAAGAUAUUGGGAUUCUUGAUAAUUUGGAGGUUUUGGGGCUAGAGAGAAACCAUCUAACUGGGAGCAUCCCAAUCUCCAUAUUCAAUAUCUCCUCGUUGCAAACGAUGUCAUUGGAAAUGAACAAUCUCAUGGGAUCCUUACCGAGGGAGAUAGGCAACUUGAACAAAUUGCGGAUUCUAUAUCUUGGUUACAAUAUGCUAACAGGGACAAUACCACAGGAAAUCGGGAUUCUUGAUAAUUUGGUGGAAUUAGGACUAGAUAGCAACCAGAUUACGGGUCAUAUCCCAAUCUCCAUAUUCAAUAUCUCCUCGCUGGAGACGUUGUAUUUGGAAAGGAACCACCUCAUUGGAUCCUUGCCAGGGGAGGUUGGCAACUUGACCAAAUUGCAGAGUCUACGUCUUACUGAAAACAAGCUAACAGGUAUGUACAUAUAUAGUAAAAAAAGGUAA
Solanum tuberosum (potato) is the source of this 1320-nucleotide messenger RNA. RefSeq names its product probable leucine-rich repeat receptor-like protein kinase At1g35710. NCBI's taxonomy places the organism in Eukaryota, Viridiplantae, Streptophyta, Magnoliopsida, Solanales, Solanaceae. Gene Ontology annotation, molecular function: protein binding. The transcript has 4 exons. Bases 1 to 1320 code for a protein of 439 amino acids. The record is from RefSeq and is a predicted model, not a curated record.